UUUGGCAUCACUACAUCUGGGAACAUUGUAGCCAUAUGGACGUCACCAACAGGUUUGGACAGCGGCUGUGGGCAGGCAGGCAGGUUGGUUUUCACUCGUGGAUAUUGCCAAGUAAAUUUUUUACCCUUUGGCUGAGAUAAGAAAUGGAGAGCAUACUACUGAAGCUGUGCGUGCCUGAUAACACCACGAUACAACAGGCUACUACUGAGCUUAGGAAAGCUCUCAAGAAUCCUGACAAUAUAUCAGCUUUGUGCCAACUCGUAGUAACUUCAGCAAAUCCACAGGUAAGGCAAUAUGCAGCUGUCCUUCUUAGGAAACGUUACAACAAAGCAAAGCACUGGGUAAAUUUACCUGAAAAUAUACGUACUGAAUUUAAGGCGCUUAUUUUACAGGCCUUAGUAAAUGAGCAACAGAAAAAUGUUAAAAAUGCUAUAGCUCAUUUGAUAGGUAUCAUUGUUAAGCAUGAAAUUCCUACAAAUGGUUGGCCAGAGGUUUUACAGUUCAUACAACAAUUGGUUACUAAUGAAGACUUGACAAACAAGGAACUAGGCAUUUAUACUUUAUCCAUUAUGACAGAAGUUACGCCAGAUACUUAUGUUAUGCAUGCCAGAUCCCUGGCAGUACUUCUUGCCCGAACAUUAAAUGGUCUUCAGGAAAAUUUAGGAAAUUCAGUUUCUUAUUUCAUUUUGAAAACAAUGAAGAAUUUUGUCCCUCUGGCUGAGCACGAUCAAGUGAUGGUGAAUACUUACAGUCAAAUGAUGCCGUUAGUAAUAGCUACGAUUCAGGCUUUCACCACGUCUGACGAAGAACGAGCCACCGAAUGUUUCGAGUUGCUGGAUGAAUUGUGCGAGAAUCUGAACGCUGUGAUAGCACCUCAUGUCAAAUCUCUUGUCAGCAUGUGCCUUGCGAUUGCAACUAACAAAUCUUUAGACGAUUCCCUUAGAGUUAAAGCAGUUGGUUUUAUUGGCUGGUUAGCAAGAACGAAGAAAAAAGCUCUUGUGAAACAUAAGUUGGUAGAACCUAUCGUCGACAUGUUAUUCAUACUCAUGACUAUACGGCCAGAUAAUGACGGUGAUGAUGAUUAUAUUAAUGGGGAAAACGAUAAUAAUACACCAAUAACGGCCGCUACUCAAACUUUAGACUUGCUCGCGUUGCAUCUGCCGCCGGAAAAAUUGAUUCCACAUAUGUUGCGAUACAUCGAACCUGGACUGCAAGGCACAGAUAUAUAUGCAAAAAAAGCUGCGUACGUAGCUAUGGCUGUAUUAGCAGAAGGCUGUUGUGAGUACAUUCGUUCAAAGUAUCUAGAAUCCUUUCUGCGAUGCAUCUGCCAAGGAAUCACGCAUCCAUCACCUGUGGUGCGCAAUGCCGCUUUAUUCGCUUUGGGACAGUUUUCCGAACACCUGCAGCCAGAAAUUUCGCAAUAUUCUUCCGAGUUACUACCCGUGUUAUUCGAAUAUCUCGGUCAAGUGUGUGCCCACAUUAAGCAGGAGAAAAAAGAGCCGCCUUCGGUCAACCGAAUGUUUUACGCUCUUGAAAUGUUCUGUGAAAAUCUAAAUGAUAGUUUGCUGCCGUAUUUACCCACAUUGAUGGAAAGGUUAUUUGAAAUCUUGAGCACGGACACGCCGGUGCACGUGAGAGAACUCGCUCUGAGUGCCAUCAGUUCUGCUGCCUGCGCCAGCAAGGAGAACAUGUUACCGUACUUUGAGAGAAUCGUCACCAUUCUCAAUAGUUAUCUCACCGAAAACGUGACUGACAUGUGUCUUCAAAUUCAAGCUGUCGAUACUCUAGCAGCGAUUGCCAGGACGAUAGGCGAACAACACUUUGCACCGUUAACAGGUAGAUCUCUGACUUUUGGAAUGAAACUGCUAAAAGAGACGGAAGAUCCAGACUUGCGAAAGUCUAUCUAUGGACUGUUCGCCUCUAUCAGUACAGUAAUGAAGAAGGAAAUGGCCAUGGCUUUACCCGAGAUCGUCGAGUACAUGAUAAUGAGUAUACGGAGUUCAGACGGGUUUGUGACAUACGUUAAAGACGACGAAGCUACAGCUUUCCCUGUCUACGAAGAUCUCAGCGAGGAGGAGAACGAAGAGGAAGACAUCGAGCACACCGAUAACGAAGAGGAUUAUGACGAGGACGUUGCAGGUUAUAGUGUCGAAAAUGCCUAUAUCGAAGAGAAGGAAGAAGCUGUACUGGCUCUGAAGGAAAUUGCUCAAUACACAGAAGAAGCGUUUAUGCCAUAUCUUGCAAAGUCCUUUGAGGAAACGUUCAAAUUGACUGCUUAUCCUCUAGAAGAUAUACGUAAAGCAAGCGUGGAAGCUCUAGUACAGUUUUGCAUCAAUUUCUCGAAAAUCGAUACCAACGAAGGCAGGCAGGCAUUGUUGAGGGCUCUUUCCAUGUUAGUUUCGCGACUGGCAGAGUUGGUAAGAUUAGACGAAGAGGCUACAGUGGCGAUUAGCGCCUUGGACGCGUACGCGGAACUUUUGAAGACUGUCAAAUCGGAUGUUCUCGUAGAAGCAGGUCACAAAGACGCUAUAAUGAAUUGCGUGUUCGCCGUGAUGACAGGUGAGACAGAGUGUCAAGAUCAAGAAGAAGGCGAAGGUAUCGAGACUGAGGCCGAACAAGAUGAACUUUUGAUGGAAUGCGCGGGAGAAGUACUUGUCAACCUUGGAAACGUGAUCACACCGGAAGACUUUAUGCUUUUCUUUCAGCGCGUGUUGCCGUUGCUUCUGCAAAUACUGGAAAAGAGCAAAUCCGAGGCGCAAAGGUCUUUCGCGGCUGGCACGAUCUCCGAUUGUUUCUCGGCACUCAAGGACAUGGUAGCGAUGUUUGUCCCGCAACUGCUUCCGAUUUUUCUGCGUCUAACCAACGAUCCCAAUUCUGAAAUUCGCAAUAACGUAAUCUACGGAAUCGGGGAGAUGGCUUUGAACGGGAAAGAAGCCGUUUAUUCGUAUUAUCCCGCCAUACUGCAAGCUCUGUCGACUGCCAUUAUGAAAGAGUCGCAUGCGGGUACUCGUGAUAACGUCGUCGGAGCGAUUGCACGACUUAUUAUCGCGAAUUACUCGAAUCUGCCGCUCGAACAAGUAUUCCCAAUUUUUGUUGAACAGUUGCCACUGAAGGAAGAUUUUCUGGAGAACAAAGCUGUGUUUAGGAGUAUUAUCAAGCUGUAUCAAGCCGGACACCCUGUCCUGCAGCCACAUAUUCGUACGCUGUUGAAUGUUGCGAUUAGCGUAUUACACGAAGAAAAAGCCGGAAGCAAAGAAGCGACGAGUCUCAUUAUCGAAUUUACCAAGUCUGCUCAGCGAGAUUUUCCGGAUGAUUGGAAUGAUCUUUCGAGCAAAUUGUCUGCGGAAGUUGUUGCGAAGAUACAACGUAUAUUUUCUUAGGAUAUUCAAACGAUUGAAUAGUAUUGCGGUGUAUGCUAUUUUUGUUUAUUUAAAUAUCAAUCUGCAAUAGUUCUACAGUCUUUAUCCAAGGUACAUCAGGUUCCUUUUUUCUUCUCUGAAUUUUGUUACAACAGCAAAAUCUAAGACGACAACUGUAUUCUUAAAUUUAUAUUUUUAUAUCCACUUUACAAAUGCAAUUAUUUGUUCUCUUUUUUUUUAUUCUAGUUUCUUCCGUAGAUAUAAUGAAUUUGCAGUAUCUAUACUACGAUAUAUGAAUUUAUACAGAAUUCUAGUCUGUGACAAUUCUGUCUAAAAAACCGAUCAGAAAAGUUGAAUUGUGAUUAGAUAACAAUUUUAUUACUUUUGCGAUACGUCAAAACUAUUUUCCUACUUCUCGGAUCAUAAAUCUUACAUGUAUGAUAAAGCAGAGAAACUCGAUAUAUUACGCUUAUUACGUUAAUCCGAUUCUAGGUUAUCCGUAUUAUUGAGCUUACGAGUUUUUAUUACGUAACUCAUGAUGAAUGAAGCUCUUUAAAUUUUCGAUCCUAGAAUCUCAUCGAACCUGCUGUAUUGUCGGGUGUUUUAAACACACACACACACACAUCAUUCGAAAAUUGUAUAAAUAUGACAAACUAUGUGUGUGUGUGUGUGUGUGUGUGUGUGUGUGUGUGUGUGUGUGUAUGUGUGUGUGUUUGUGUAAGGAAGUAGUGAAAGAAUCUACUUACGAGAAUACCGGGAAUUCACGAAAUUGACCGCAUUCGAUUAAUUAUAGUGCACCAGUCCUUUGGCAGAAAAUUAAGCAGAAACUCUUGGGAAAGUGUUAGAUAAUGAUGCCAUUGUUGCUAACGAGUGGACGUAUCUGCGUCGCGUUUUCUCUCUGUAAACAGAAAUAGUCGACAUAGUAUACUACGUAUAUACAUUGAAAAUAAAUGUAUUAUGUGAAUAAAUAAAAGUAUCGUA
Odontomachus brunneus is the source of this 4340-nucleotide messenger RNA. RefSeq names its product importin-4-like. The coding region runs from base 144 to 3380 and encodes 1078 amino acids. Gene Ontology annotation, biological process: protein import into nucleus. Gene Ontology annotation, molecular function: nuclear import signal receptor activity; small GTPase binding. The record is from RefSeq and is a predicted model, not a curated record. The transcript is spliced from 15 exons. Lineage: Eukaryota; Metazoa; Arthropoda; Insecta; Hymenoptera; Formicidae. Gene Ontology annotation, cellular component: nucleus; cytoplasm.